Molecule: messenger RNA, 4460 nt
Organism: Tupaia belangeri chinensis (Chinese tree shrew)
Lineage: Eukaryota; Metazoa; Chordata; Mammalia; Scandentia; Tupaiidae
Gene: BTBD3
Product: BTB domain containing 3
Biological process (GO): negative regulation of transcription by RNA polymerase II
Cellular component (GO): chromatin
Molecular function (GO): protein binding; transcription corepressor activity
Source: RefSeq, a predicted model, not a curated record
CAGCAGCAACAGCAGCAGCAGCAAGUUGCCCCCAGUUUGUUAUGAAAUAAUUACCUUGAAGACUAAAAAGAAGAAGAUGGCUGCUGAUAUAUUUCCUCGUAAAAAGCCAGCUAACUCCAGCAGCACCUCUGUCCAGCAGUACCACCAGCAGAAUCUCAGUAACAACAACCUUAUCCCGGCCCCAAAUUGGCAGGGUCUUUAUCCCACAAUUAGAGAAAGAAAUGCGGUGAUGUUCAAUAAUGAUUUGAUGGCAGAUGUACAUUUUGUGGUUGGGCCACCAGGUGGGACUCAGCGGUUGCCUGGACACAAAUAUGUUUUAGCUGUUGGGAGCUCUGUGUUCCAUGCAAUGUUUUACGGAGAACUUGCUGAGGACAAAGAUGAAAUCCGUAUACCAGAUGUCGAACCUGCUGCUUUUCUCGCUAUGCUGAAAUACAUCUAUUGUGAUGAAAUUGACUUGGCUGCUGACACGGUGCUGGCCACACUUUAUGCUGCCAAAAAAUACAUUGUCCCUCACCUUGCCAGAGCCUGCGUUAAUUUCCUGGAGACCAGUCUGAGCGCCAAGAACGCAUGUGUGCUCCUCUCCCAGAGCUGUCUGUUUGAGGAGCCAGACCUUACCCAGCGUUGCUGGGAGGUAAUCGAUGCCCAGGCUGAGUUAGCGCUCAAGUCUGAGGGCUUCUGUGAUAUCGACUUCCAGACUCUAGAAAGUAUCCUUCGCAGGGAAACUCUGAAUGCCAAAGAAAUUGUGGUUUUUGAGGCAGCUCUCAACUGGGCUGAAGUAGAAUGCCAGCGACAAGACCUAGCCUUGAGCAUUGAAAACAAGCGUAAGGUCCUAGGGAAGGCCCUGUAUUUGAUCCGCAUACCCACGAUGGCCCUCGACGAUUUUGCAAAUGGUGCUGCACAGUCCGGAGUAUUGACUCUUAAUGAGACCAAUGACAUCUUCCUUUGGUACACUGCGGCCAAAAAGCCCGAGUUGCAGUUUGUGAGUAAAGCCCGUAAGGGCCUUGUCCCCCAACGCUGUCACCGUUUCCAGUCUUGUGCCUAUCGGAGCAACCAGUGGCGCUACCGGGGUCGCUGUGACAGCAUCCAGUUCGCAGUCGACAAAAGAGUGUUCAUCGCUGGCUUUGGGCUCUAUGGUUCUAGCUGUGGCUCUGCAGAAUACAGUGCCAAGAUUGAACUCAAGCGGCAGGGCGUUGUCCUGGGGCAGAACUUAAGCAAGUACUUCUCAGAUGGCUCCAGCAAUACCUUCCCCGUAUGGUUUGAGUACCCUGUGCAGAUCGAGCCAGAUACCUUCUACACGGCCAGCGUGAUACUGGACGGCAACGAACUCAGCUACUUUGGACAGGAAGGCAUGACAGAAGUUCAGUGUGGCAAAGUGACUGUCCAGUUUCAGUGCUCCUCAGAUAGCACCAAUGGCACUGGGGUACAGGGAGGGCAGAUCCCCGAACUUAUAUUCUAUGCUUGAAAACCCACUUCCCAAAGCCACGUGAGCUGCGAGGUGCAUAUCUGGUCCCCACUUGCUUGAUGCUUAGCUCCUUUGCAGAUAUGUGGUCAGCGCAGGUAAUUUGUAAUGAUGAAGAUAGGCAUUUUCUAAUUUCUUUUAACCUUUUAGUUAUGUACAGGCAAAAAUGAAGCAUUCCGCUUUUUAACUACAUGCUUAAGAGAGCCAAGUUCUUACUAAGGCUUUGUGGUUUUUAGAGUUGGGUCUGUACAUCUGGGGAGAGUCUGUGCUCUUCCAAGUGCCCUACCUACUUUCCAGUUUUGCCCCUCUGAAGAAAAUUUUGAAUCACCUCAAAUUUCCUUUUGGAAUUUAUUUGAUGAAUAGAAAUAAACAGUCUAAGAUAAUGACAAAAGUUAUUUUUAAAUGGAACCCUUUCCCCCUAGAAAGACACUUAAACCUCAUGUACAAUUUUGAAGUAAGUUUUACUUUGUUAUAAGUAAUAAUUUAGAAAAUAGAGGGUAGUCAUGUUCAGUUAUUUUAUUCCUUUUAAAUUUGUUGUUUAUGGGCUUUGCUUUUUUUAUUUUUUAAGUCCUAAAUUCAUGAGAUUGUUACAUAUUAAACACGUCAGAGUGUCCAUGUAAAGUAGGAAAAUAAGAAAUUGCAUAUGUGUUUAGGUCUUGACCUCUGCUACAAGCAGAUUUAUAUUCUUUUAAUUCAGAAGACAAAAUAUUGCAGCUUGGGCACUCCUUUAUACAUAACUAAAUUAUAAAAUUUUAUUGAAAAAUUUUUAAAAAGUUUGCAGACUUACUAAUUUAAGUUAAAACAAUUUUUAAAAGAUGCCUCAAAAGUCCCAUACCAUGAAUAGUUUAAUUGAUGGCACAUUAGAAUACAGUUUGACAAAGCCAGACUGCUUUUUUCAACACUUAACUUUUGAUCCCCACUAUUGGCUUGUUUUUCUAAAUUGUACUGUAUGAAAUUCCUAAUCCCUUUCUCCCCAUUUCAAGAGGACCAAACAAUUCUUUAAAGGAGUGGAGUAGCAAUUAGUUUUGUAACAUUACACAUUAAUGUGAUGAGAUACUUUUGUUGUUCGUUUGUUUGUUUUUUUAGUCUGAAAUAUGCUUUACCUGAUCUAUUUGAUCAUACACUAUCUUUGUUAAUUAUAAUUCUGUCUUGUUUCUGGACUGCUAGAAUCUGGCCUCUGGCCACCUUAAAGUGCCAAUAUUUGCCUGCAGAGCUUAAAGAAAUGAUUUGGAGCAACGCACUUGAUCAUACCUAAUAUUCACUGCUUCAGCAUCACAUCCACCUCUCUAUUUGUUCACAGAUAAUGUAAACAAAGGAGGGAAAAGCUCAUGAAAAAAUUCUCCUUCAGUGAUGGCUCGUGUUGGUUUAGUGCCUGUGCUCUGGUGGUGUCCAGCGUGCUCACCGCCAGUUCAACUAUCCAUGUGUUCCUGGGCAGCUUUUCUGCUCAGUGUGAUCCUGAGAUGGCUCCCCCCGCCACCCAGAGUGUGGUCCCUGGCCGCCUCCUUCUCCUGCCCUGCAGGCCUGAAAUUGGCUUGUAUGGAGCCAGGAGUUAGUCCUGGGGUGUGUGUGUGUGUGUGUGCCUGCGCACCCAUGUGCAAGCAAGUGCGUUUGCCUACUCAGGAAUUGUCUCCUCCCUGCCUGGCUGGGGAGAGGUGGGACAGAAACGGUCCCCCUGCUGACCGACCCCAGCAAGGCCCAAUGAGUGAUUGCCCUUACCUUUCGCUGUGUUUCUGGGCCACUUUCCCUGAGGACAUGGGCUUGUUGCCUUCAUCCGUCUUCCCUGAUGGAGGAGAACACUGGAUUGUGGGAAAUGUUUUAAUCAGUUUUGCCAUUACCUAUGUCUGUUAGUACAGAUGAUCAAAAGCUGUUACUGGUGAUUAUAGAUGAGUACUCCCAGGACAGCUUUCCUAAAUGAUCUGACCAUCAGCUCUUACUAGGAAGAUGAUAAAUAGUUUGGCAAAGCAUCGAUGAAAUACAGGUACAUUUUUAAUUAAGAAAAUACUUCUACAAGAAAUCUGUUUUAAAAUUAUUAUUAAACAUUUCGAAACUACCAUGCAGAUUGGUAGACUUGACUAGAAAGAAGGCACAUGUUUGUAAGAAAAAGGAGAAGACACUAUUUAGCACUGAUUUCAUCCUAUGAGAUUGUUGGGGUGGGUAUAUUAAUUAGCCUUAGCAUAAAGCACAUUUAUUCACUAACCCUCACUGUCAGUGAUCCUGUUAGCCAGCUGCCUUCCAUGUGGCUAGGGUCCUACUGGGUAAAAACUGCAUGAGAUCCUGUAUGCUGGCUUAGAAAAACUUACAUUUUUGUUCAUUACUGUUACUUUAAAAGAAAAAAAAAAAGAAAGACUCAUGCAUCAUCUCAUUGGCUGGUACUGAGAACUGAGGGUAAAAUUUGAAAAUUGUAUUUAGAAUAAGAAAUGUUCUAUUUCAAAUCCUGUUUUUUCCCCCUGCAUUUUCAACAAAAUGGAAUGAAGCCCAAUAAGCUUGCUCUAUUUUCUUUGGUAAUCUUAAUUUGGUAGCUUUUAAAACUAGAAACCAUUGUUCUGACAAGGCAGGCAACUCUAGUGUAUAAACACAACUUUAUUAAUCAGAAUACGCUGUAGAUGCUUUUCCCAAUGUAUCUGGCAGUCUUUGUCAUUGUUCAUGCUGGGGAUAAACGGGAUCUAGGCUAGCAGUUCUAAUGUAACAUUCUUUAAGCAUAUCUUAAAAUAGUAUUUAAGUAAAUGGUCUAAUUUCUACAUAAUUAUUGCACUGAACUGUCUUUUUGUUUUUUAAGUUGUUUAAAUAAGCUCAGCUAAUUCAAGACACUGUAGCCACUUGCACAUCAGCGUGCUUGAAUUUAGUAGCUUACAGCAUUAUUUAUGAAGGAAAACUAUAUAAAUAUGAAGUACCUCAUGUUGAAUGUUAUUGUACUGUAUUUUUAAUGUAACAGUGCAGAUCUUGUUAGACACAUGAAUGUGUAUAAUCAUGUUAAAUGCAAAUAAAAUAAAACUGGUUCUUA